Molecule: messenger RNA, 753 nt
Organism: Haliaeetus leucocephalus (bald eagle)
Lineage: Eukaryota; Metazoa; Chordata; Aves; Accipitriformes; Accipitridae
Gene: ATG10
Product: autophagy related 10
Exons: 10
Coding region: 85-753 (222 amino acids)
Biological process (GO): protein lipidation; macroautophagy; protein modification by small protein conjugation
Cellular component (GO): intracellular anatomical structure
Molecular function (GO): Atg12 transferase activity
Source: RefSeq, a predicted model, not a curated record
AAGGGCCACAGAGAUGAUUAAGGGUGUCUGACGUGUGAGGCAAGGCUGAGAGAGCUGGGACUCUUCAGCCUGGAGAAGGGGAAGAUGUCCUGUAACAUGGCGGGUGAAGAGGACCUCUUUUUGGAAGAAAAAAGAUUCAAACAGUACUGUGAAGAAUUUAUUAAACAUUCACAGCAGAUAGGAGAUGGUUGGGAGUGGAGAACUAGCAAGGACCUUGGUGAUGGUUAUCUUAGUAAAACACAGUUCCAAGUAAGAAGCCCUUGUUCUCCGCCCCACUCAUCUUUGUGGACUUGCCUACCCUUUGAGGAAAGUAUCAGAUUAUCUUUGGAUGAUAUUCAAGAAGCUGGAGUUUGUGCGACAGAAGAAGUGAUUCGCUAUGAAUAUCAUGUCUUGUACUCCAGCAGCUACCAAGUACCUGUGCUUUAUUUUAGGGCAUGCUUUUUAGAUGGAAGACCUUUAACUCUGGAUGAAAUAUGGAAAAGUGUUCAUGCAUGCUACCAGACUCGUCUGCUGGAGGGGCCCUGGGACACUAUUACACAGCAGGAGCACCCCUUACUUGGGCAGCCAUUUUUUGUUCUGCACCCCUGCCGGACUAGUGAAUUCAUGUCUUCAAUACUGACCAGUUCACGGAAACACGACAGACACACAAAUUACAUUAUAUUGUGGCUCAGUACUGUAGGCCCAGUUGUGGGUCUAAAUCUGCCCCUGAGUUAUGCAAAACUAGCACCUGAGCAGAAUACAAAUGCUGAUUGA